AUGAUCUUGCCGAACGGUCCCAUCGUUGCCGAACGUUCCAGGAUCGGUUCUCGGGUCCUCACGGUCUCAUCAUGGCCGAGGCAUUGCCCACACCACUCUCCACCCCUUCUCUUCCUGUGCAUUGCGUUGUCUGUGGAUUGCUUCGCGGCCAAAAAGCCUGUUCUGAAGACGCUCACGGCAAUCCGAGAGAAAGUCAAGACGGUGAUAAGCAAUCGCGAGGAUCUGGCAGCUCUGGGCGAAAGAUGCGCGUACAUCACAGCUUGUGUUAUCGUGAAGUUCAGGAAGGGGUUCUCAGAGUUCGACGUUGCACCUCUUGAGGACUGCAUCCGCGCAGCUGGGGCGCUUGUCGAGCACUGUGGUCGGCGGGGCAAGUUGCUCAGGGUGGUAAAGGCCUCCAGCGAUAGAGGCGAGAUCGCUGCACUGAACGCGCGCAUUCGAGCUCUGGAAAGCGACAUGGGCCUGGCCGGUAUCACAGUCGUGGGUAGAAAGAUCGACGACUUGAAGACCAUCGUGGAGAAAAUGGCGAACAAGCAAGCAGCAAGUCAAGAACAAUUACUGGAAAACCAAGGCAAGAUACUUGAGCAUAUUGGCCAGCCAUCGAAGACUCCGGCCAAGCUCGCCAAUGUUCCAAAGGGCACGCCGGCACGCAAGAGCUGGCACGUUAAGCGCCGCUACGUGAUGGACGCAGUCUUCGAGGGGCUCGCUAGCGAUGGAGGGCCGCGUUUGGUGGGACUUGUCGGCGACAGCGGGUCGGGUAAGACCACGGCAGCCUCCGAAACUGUCAGGAGUACUGAGGUGCAAGAGGCAUUCUCCGACGGUAUCGUCUGGCUGUCGGUCAACGACGGUGCAAAGGAACGCCUUUCGUCCCUCAUGUUGCAGCUGGCCCGCGUGGUCUACGAAGACAUCGGGUGCAGCGUGGGACGUCGCCCAACGUCGUCGGAUGACUGUGCGGCCUACAUCAGGCAGCGGAUGAAGAAAGGGACUGGGGGGAAAAAAUUGAAGUGCCUCGUAGUGGCGGACAACGUGUGGGAGAAAGAGGUGAUUUCGAAGCUGUUGGAGACGGGGAUGUGGGUGCUCCUGUCAACACGAAAUAAAGCGCUGGUGACGGAAGCACAUGGCGAGGUUGUGGGGGUUGACGAGCUUUCCGAGGCAGAUGCCAUGUCGGUGUUGAGGAGAGCUGCGGAGCUACCCCCUCAGGGGAAAAUGCCCAGCGAUGCCGUUGAUCUGAUCGAGCUGUGCGGCCGUGUGGCGAUGGACCUGGCGUUCGUCGGGCGAUGGAGCACCGUUCGAGGUAGGCAGGAUCGCACGGCUUGGUCAGAUGCGGCUAGCAAGGUCCGAGAAGAGAUGGGCAAGGUCGGGAGUGGCGCUGCUAGCGAUAAGUUGGCAGAAACUCGCGAUGCACGGCGGAAGGCCAUUCUCAGCGCCGGGUUCGAAGAUCUUGCCAUUGGGUCCGACGAUGAGCGAGUGCAGCGGUUGUACCUGUCACUUGCCGUUUUUCCGGACGGUCAUGCUUUCACCGUAAGGGAUGCCGCGGUCUUGCUUUACGACAGGAAUCCUAGCGCUGAGGACGAGGCAUCAGUGGCAGGGGUUGUUGACACUCUGGAGCGCUGGACCGUACUCCGCUCGGCGGAAGGGGCCUAUCGCAUGCACGACGCACACUCGAUCUUUGCAAGGGAAACACUGAUGGACCAUGGUUAUGUUCGGCGGCCUGCCGUGACGAGAUGGGUGUCAUCCAUAUCGUGUCUGGAAGCCCUCAGGUCUAGUGACCCCUACGUCCUGAAAGGUCUGUGGCUGGCGGUAGAGGGAGUCGGCGGAGAUGGGUGGCGUAAAAGCCGCGCGUACUCCGCGGCGCUAGUUGGGAUGGACCAAUUAGACUCCGCGCUUGGCCGUCAGAACAUCAUUGCCCUGGCGCGGCUUCAAGAGGCGCACGAAGACUGGGAGGGAGCAAGCACUACCUGGCGUCGACUGCUCGAAAUCGAGAAGAAGCAGCUGGGGGCGGACCACUACUACGUCUUGAAAUCUUACCGAAGCCUAGCUAGUUGCGCAGAGCAGCUGGGACACGUUGGAGAGGCGGCGGACUGGCGCGGCAAAGAGGUCGAAGCAUUGCCACUGGCUCUUGCCAGGGUGCAAUCACAAGCUGAUGGGCUCGACGGUGCGAAUGGUCUAGCAUCUGUCGCUUCUACCAUGCUGAAGUUCAAGCCGGGUGAUAGAGCGCAAGCAGAAGUGUUACUGAGACGGUCUCUGGAAAUACAGGAGGCUGCGCUAGGCCAAGAAGACAUCGCGGUGGCCGACACGCUUUACCAGCUGGGAAUAUGCCUUCGAGAGGCAGGGCGACUGGAAGAAGCAGAAGAGCUGCUGAGGCGCAGCUUAGCGAUCAAGGAAGCCAGGCUGGGCAGAGAGGAUGUGCGUGUGGCUACAACGCUCCAUAGUCUGGGCAUGUGCCUUCGUAUGGCAGAUCAGCUAGCGGGCGCGGAGGCGAUAUUGAGGCGUGGCCUGACGAUCAAGGAGGCGAAGUUGGGCCGAAGCGAUUUCGAGGUGGCCCGCACGCUGUAUGAGCUGGGCGUGUGCGUUCGAUUGGAGGCCGGACGGCUUGACGAGGCCGACAAGGUGCUGAGGCGUUGCCUGGAUAUUGUGAAAGGGAAACUAGGCCACGACAGUGAGGAGCCCCCGUGCACACCGUACACCCUCGUCCCUUGCCCUCGAGAAGCCGACCGGCUGGGUCACGCGGAGCAGAAAUUAAGACGCUGUCUGGCCACCGAGGAGGCCCAGCUAAGCCGAGAGGAUGUUGGGGUGGCCAGAACGCUCUACAACCUGGGGACGUGCCUCCGCGCAGCAGGUCGGCUCGGGGAGGGGGAGGAGGUCCUGAGGUGCUGUGUGGAGAUCAAGGAAGAGAAGCUAGGCCCCGAUCAUGUGCACGUGGCGUAUACACUCCACGAGCUGGCGGCAUGCCUUCGGGGGGCAGGGCGACUACAGGAAGCAGAGGGGUUGCUGAUACGAUGUCUGGAUAUCAUGGAAGCAGCGCUGGGUCGACAGGAUUUAAGGGUGUCCAACGCGCUGUACGAACUAGGUGUAUGGGUUCGACAGGCAGGACGACUGGCGGAAGCAGAGAAGCUGCUAAGACGCUGUCUCACAAUUGAGGAGGCCAAGCUAGGCCAACAGGAUACGAAGGUGGUGUCUAACACCCUGUACAGCCUAGGUGUGUGCCUUGAGCAGGCAGGUCGGCUAGAGGAGGCGGAGGAGGUGUUUAGACGCUCCUUAGCCAUCGAGGAUGCUCAUGAUAGUGUGGCGGUGGCCCAACAUGGCAAUCAAUAAUCUUGUGUACGCAAGAGGCAGAUAAUAGGCAGCGUGCAGUUGUAUUUAGUGAUUUGUUGGAGAGGAAUCGAGGGUUGCACCUCGCUACUUUGUACAUUGUGACUGUCUGUGGCGGAGCUACUUCUCACGUAGAUAGUGGCUUGGGGUGGGGCAUUCAUAAAACCCCUCUUCUUGUCAAUAGCUUUCCUUUGCGUAGUAACGUGAGUUGUCGUCUGUCUAAUAAUGGUUGGCAUUUUGCUUUUGUUUCAGAUUUCGCCGAAAGAUCCACUUUGAAGAAACGCA
Ectocarpus siliculosus is the source of this 3594-nucleotide messenger RNA. Lineage: Eukaryota; Phaeophyceae; Ectocarpales; Ectocarpaceae. The record is from the annotation of a GenBank genome assembly.